This is a messenger RNA of Chelmon rostratus (copperband butterflyfish), 6212 nucleotides long. RefSeq names its product platelet-derived growth factor receptor, alpha polypeptide (gene pdgfra). Lineage: Eukaryota; Metazoa; Chordata; Actinopteri; Chaetodontiformes; Chaetodontidae. Gene Ontology annotation, molecular function: platelet-derived growth factor alpha-receptor activity; ATP binding; platelet-derived growth factor binding. The record is from RefSeq and is a predicted model, not a curated record. The transcript has 29 exons. Gene Ontology annotation, biological process: multicellular organism development; protein phosphorylation; platelet-derived growth factor receptor signaling pathway. Gene Ontology annotation, cellular component: signaling receptor complex. Bases 198 to 4616 code for a protein of 1472 amino acids.
UGGAGCGCAGUUGUGAGGACGGUCGCGGAUGCGGACAGAGGGUCGCACAUAUGCUCUCACAGCGCAGGAUCUCUGAGGAUUACAGCCGCUGCAAAGGACCCUUACUGCGCCUUUUGGAGCGACCGAUUCACUGUGGAUAUACUAACACGAAAGGAAUAUAAAGAGGGGAUUACUGAAAGGCCAGAACAUCCAUAAUCAUGGAUGGAUUAAAGGCGUAUGUCGUCUUUGGGGGCGUCUUGGUGGUGCUGGUUUCAGUUGCCUCAGGACUGUCGCCGCCAACUAUUGUGUCCAAUGAAAAAGAGUUCAUCCUGCAGCCCGAUUCUGUGUUCAACAUAAGCUGCACCGGUAAAAGAAACGUGCUGUGGGCUGAACCCCUGCCCAAAAACACCUUCGUUUAUCCAGGGUACUACACAGCGACGCUCUUCAUCUACAAUGCAACUGUGGAGAACACCGGGUAUUACAUGUGCACCUAUGAAGACCAGGACAGCGAACUGGAGGGCGAGCUGGAAGAGGACAGAGAGGCUGGAAUAUACGUCUUUGUCCCAGAUGCCCAAGCUCCAUUUGUCCCUGAGAUGCCCGGUAACUUGGUAGUCCCCAUGGAAACAACAGGGGUCCCCAUCUCCUGCCGGGUGUCGGACCCCUACUCCCACGUCAUCCUGAGGAGUGUCCCCAGCGGAGAGGAGAUGCCGGCCAACUACGACAAAAAGAUGGGCUUCUUCAGAAGCCUCUUGCCGGGGCAGUACCAGUGUGAGACCACAGUGAACGGCCAAACAUUCAGAAGUGUCGUUUACACUGUGGAGGCUGAGGCCCCUGCGGACACGGAGGACUUUGACGUGGAAGUGAAAGCCAGCGAGGAGACGGUGAGAGCGGGGCAGCCCUUUAACGUCACCUGCGGCGCCCCCGCUGGACUGGGCCUUCGGCAGCAGUGGCUCCAUCCUAAAAAACAGGCUGUGGACGCACUUCAGAUCAAACAGACCUUUCCUGACCGGGUCAUCUACAUCCUCAGUAUCCCACAAGCCACCUCUCAGGACAGCGGCACCUACGAGUGCUCCAUCACCCACGAAAUCAGCGGAGAGGUCAGAGUCAGCAGCGUGGCUGUCACCGUCUUCGAGGAGAACUCCUUCGUGGCUCUGGACCACAGAGGGAUUCUCGCGACAGAGUUUGUCAGCCUUUUAGAGGAGACAGAGUUCACAAUCCUCAUUGACGCCUACCCGGCCCCCAAAGUGACGUGGCUGAAAGACGGCAAAGCCAUACCGGGCAGCUACUAUGUCCUCGCCAAAACUAGCCACCUUGGAGGGAAUCGGUAUCAAAGCAUUCUGACACUACGGCAGCCUCUAGUGAAAGACAACGGGAAUUAUACCAUCACAGCCCUGAGUGGCUCUCGCACUGCUCAGUUCUCCUUUACGAUCAAAGUGAAAGCUCCCACUGCUGUGCUGUUCCCACCAUCCUCAGCCCCUGUGCUGCUGCCACAGGUGGAGGAGAUGGUGGUGCCCCUCCACACUGCUUUCACCUUGACCUGUCGGGGAGAGGCAAAACUAGCCUGGGAGACACCGCUCGAUGUGCCCGAGAAAACACAGGAGGACAACAGCGGCCUGUUCGUCACCACCGUCACCGUGGACAACGCCACUGCAAUGCACACCGGCUACUACACGUGCUUCUACAGCAGGAACACCACUGAGGAUGCAGAGGACAGCAGCGUCUACGUCUACGUGCCAGAUCCUGAAGUUCCCUUUGUGCCGUCGCCGGUGCCUUUUGGCAACCACGUCCUGUCCGACCACGAGGAGAUGGAGAUCCAGUGUCGAGUGUCUGAUCCCAGCGCUAACGUGACCCUGGUCAACGUCGACACCCAGCAGCCUGUGCCCAGUGUUUAUGACAGCAAGAGGGGCGCUUUGGGAGUAUUCACUGCUGGAACCUACGUCUGUAAGGCCCUCAUAAACGGAGAGGAACACCACAGUGGGGAAUACAUUGUGCACGGCUGGACAGGUGGCGCGGCACUGCACGUCGAGCUGUCCGCCAAACGGACUGCUCUGCUGGUGGGAGACACCCUCACAGUCACCUGUCUGGCUCGGGGAUCGGAGAUUCUGGAAGACCACUGGAAAUACCCUGGCAAAGUGGGUAACCGUGCCAUCAAAACCGUACAUGAGAACAAGAGGGAUCAGGAGAUCCUUUACACUCUGACGAUCCCGCAGGCCUCAACCAAGGACAGCGGCGUCUACUCCUGCUCCAUCACUGAUAUCAUUAGUAAUGAGAGCCAGACAAAGCAACUAGCUGUUCGCGUUUUCGCAAGUGAGUUUAUGUCCAUCUGGCCGGAGUUCGGAGAGUAUGAGUCGGCAGAGCUGGAUGAGGUCCGGGAGUUCAGGGCUGAAAUUAGCUCCUUCCCCAGUGCUAGCGUCACUUGGCUCAAAGACGGCGUCCCACUCAGCGACGUGACGGCGGAGAUCUCCACCAGCCUCCGGCAGCUCAGCGAGACCAGCUACAUGAGUGUUCUUACCCUGAUCCGGGCCAAGGAGGAGGACAGCGGGAACUACACCAUGCAAGUGGAGAAUGGAGACCAAAAACGCAGCGUCGGACUGAUCCUGGAGGUCAAAGUGCCUGCAGUCAUUGUGGACCUCAUGGACAUCCACCAUGGCUCAGCCACAGGCCAGUCUGUGGUGUGCAUUACCAGAGGGCAGCCUACUCCUGUGGUGGAGUGGUUCAUCUGCAAGAACAUCAAACAUUGUGCCAACGACUCGUCCUCCUGGGUGCCGCUGCCCGCCAACUCCACUGAGAUCACAAUGGACUCGCACUUUGACGAGGACAACAACCUGGAGACCCAGGUCAUGUUCGGCCAUCUGGAAAACACGCUGGCGGUGCGCUGCCUGGCCAGGAACGAAAUGGCCGCUGUGAGCAGGGAGGUCAAACUGGUAUCCAGUGGCCCUCAUCCUGAGCUGACUGUAGCUGCUGCUGUGCUGGUGCUCCUGGUCAUUGUCAUCAUCUCACUCAUUGUCUUGGUUGUUAUCUGGAAACAGAAACCGCGGUAUGAGAUCCGCUGGAGGGUCAUAGAGUCUGUGAGCCCAGACGGCCACGAGUACAUCUAUGUGGAUCCCAUGCAGCUUCCCUACGACUCCAGAUGGGAGUUCCCCCGUGACAGGCUUGUGCUCGGUCGCGUCCUGGGCUCCGGAGCCUUUGGGAAGGUGGUGGAGGGCACCGCCUAUGGACUCAGCCGCUCCCAGCCUGUCAUGAAGGUGGCAGUGAAGAUGCUGAAACCCACGGCGCGCUCCAGUGAGAAACAGGCCCUGAUGUCUGAGCUGAAGAUCAUGACUCAUCUCGGACCACAUCUCAACAUUGUGAACCUCCUUGGAGCGUGCACCAAGUCAGGCCCCAUCUACAUUAUCACUGAGUACUGCUUCUACGGGGACCUGGUCAACUACCUGCACAAGAACAGGGAGAACUUCCUCAGCCUGAACCCCGAGAAGAAUAACAAAAAAGAGCUGGACAUCUUUGGAAUCAACCCAGCAGACGAGAGCAGCAGGAGUUAUGUGAUCCUGUCCUUCGAGAGCAAAGGAGACUACAUGGAUAUGAAGCAGGCCGACAACACUCAGUAUGUGCCCAUGCUGGAGAUGAGCAAUGCCUCUAAGUACUCAGACAUCCAGGGGUCUAACUAUGACCACCCGCCCUCCCAGAAAGGAUCAAGCGAGGGCGAGAUGGACGACCUGCUGUCAGACAGCAUGAACGAGGGCCUCACCACCACCGAUCUGCUCAGCUUUACCUACCAGGUGGCCAAAGGGAUGGAGUUCCUGGCUUCCAAAAACUGUGUGCAUCGGGACCUCGCUGCCAGGAAUGUCCUCCUCUCUCAGGGCAAGAUAGUGAAGAUCUGUGACUUCGGACUGGCCCGAGAUAUCAUGCAUGACAACAACUACGUCUCCAAAGGAAGCACUUUCCUGCCAGUGAAGUGGAUGGCGCCAGAGAGUAUUUUCGACAACCUGUACACCACUCUGAGUGACGUCUGGUCCUACGGCAUCCUGCUCUGGGAGAUAUUCUCCUUAGGUGGCACCCCGUACCCAGGCAUGGUCGUGGACUCGAGCUUCUACAACAAGAUCAAGAGCGGAUACAGGAUGUCCAAACCAGAGCACGCGCCUCAUGAUGUGUAUGAGAUGAUGAUGAAGUGCUGGAACAGUGAGCCGGAGAAGAGGCCUUCUUUCCUGGGCUUGAGUGACACUGUAGCUUCAUUGUUGCCCUCCAGCUACAAGAGGCACUACGAGAGGGUAAACCACGAGUUCCUGAAGAGUGACCACCCCGCCGUGACCCGGGUGUGCGUGGAAAACGAUGACGCCUACAUCGGCAUCACCUACAAGAACCAGGGCAAGCUGAAGGACAGGGAAAGCGGCUUCGAUGAGCAGCGGCUGAGCUCCGACAGCGGCUACAUCAUCCCCCUCCCUGACCUGGACCCCAUAUCUGACGACGAAUAUGGAAAAAGGAACAGACACAGCUCUCAGACGUCAGAGGAGAGCGCCAUUGAGACGGGCUCCAGCAGCUCCACUUUCGCCAAGCGUGAGGGGGAGACUCUGGAGGACAUCACGCUGCUGGACGAGAUGUGUCUGGACUGUAGUGACCUGGCGGAGGACAGCUUCCUGUGACAACUACCCAGCCCGUAGAGCAGACGCAGCAAAGAAAAGGGGUGUAAGGACACAGGAAACGAGAUUUUAAAUCAACCAAAGACUCUGCUGUCUGACCUCCAGCCCCUCCGAUCCUCCUCUUCGACUCCCCUUCAGAGGACAGAACAAAACCACUUCUGGAUGAGUCUGUGGUGACAGUAUGGACACUUCUCCCCGGACACUGCCCCCUGUUGGGCUGGAGGAGUGCGCGUUGAUGAAAACGUGACGUCAAGGACUCAAAGAACCACCGAGCCUGCGCGUCGGACCUAAAACAGAUCAAAAGAUUGUCUUUUAAAUUUGCAGAGCUUUAUUCUAUCGGGCAUUUUUUUUAACAGCAAUAUAAGCAAGAAGGGACGAACUCAGCAUGUUGGUCAGCAACUCUAAACGAACACCGCAGGAUAUCAUUCAUAUGAGGUAUAUUUAACCACUACAGAUGCACUAAACUAAAUGAGUCCAAUACUAGCAACAGCAUUGGCAGGUAAACUCACUUCACACUCACCUGCUGCAAGACAAGCACCUGAUGCUGGCACAAUCAGUAGCAAUACUCGGAUUAAAAAGCACAAAAUCUGGACUAUGUGCAUUUCCUUUGUAUAUGACCAUAUAAUGUUUUCAAUGGCUAAAUACGUGCAGUAAUUCAAAUUUAUUUUUUUACGUCGUCAUUAUGUAAACAUGUAUUAUUUGUGAAUACCGAUUAGAUAUUGACCAUAGCUGUCUGAAUGGUUAUGAGAAUAGAGCUUUUUGAGUUGCAUGCAUCUUUGCAGUGUCUCACCUUUUGCCCCAAUACAGCAAAAUCUUCUCAAGUGUCAUCCCCGAUAAAGACUUCAGUCGUAUCCGUCAUGUGGGCUUUGAAAAACGAAGUGUGAUUGUAUUGUAAAUAGCUCCAGAGUUGUUUUCUAAGAGAGAGUUAUUGGGAUAUCAGUAUUUCAUGUAAGCACAUAUUAAGCUUCUGCACCCUCAUUAGCCUCAGUGAAGCCGAUGAAUCCAGGACAACAAAGGAAAUAUAAUCAUUUUGCUCUGUAGGAAAUAACGUGAAAUCAUUUGCCAUCACGGUGGAGAGCUUCUAGUCUUUGAUAAUAUUUGUGGAUCAGAAGGUUUCAUGAGGAAUAUUCACAGAUGGAUACGAAUAAAUUUAACUACUACGUAAUAGUGAUCUAAGAGAAACCCAGUUCAUCAUGUCAGUGAACAUGGCUGUAUGUCAAAAAAAAAAAAAGAAAAGAGUUAUAUCCAAUAGCAGUGCUUUACAAGCAGUUCGUGUCCUCCUGUCUCAUAUUUUAUCUACUGUCCUGAAGUCUGUUAGCAGGUUCUAGUUAUACUAAGACACCAGAUGGACUAGAGAUUCAUGCUGAUCUGAUGUUAUACAUCAGUUCUGUGUAAACUCUUCGUAAUCCAGCUGUGCCACUGCCUCCGCCUCUCUCUGUUAACUGUGAUAUAAUCUGCAAUCAAGCUGUUGCACUUUCCUUGUUUUCCGUUUUGGUUUGGAUGUUGGAGGAGUUAGCCAGGCUGAGCUAGAAAAAAAACAAAAGAAAGAAAAGUCUUGCUUUGGCUUAAAGCAGCGUGUGUGUGAAUGCUUGUGCCGCA